AAAAUCAAACAGAGAAGUAACUAAAAUUCUGAACAUUUUUCUUGGUUGACUUUCUUGCUCUCACUCGAUGGGAAAGCUCCAACAUGGAUCUCAUGAAUGCGAGUUGACCUCGCCGGGGAUCGUCGCAAAUGGGAUCUGCAACAUCUGCUUCAAAGAUGAACCUGUUGAAUUCGCCUGUGACCCUUGUAAUUUCGAUCUCUGCAAACCUUGCUCCGAUCUUCCCCAGCAAAUGUCACACCAUCUUCAUCCAGAGCACCCUCUAGAGUUUCGUAUUGGCGAAGAUGAUCGGAAGACCAAAUACAUGGUGUGCGUCGGGUGCGGAAACAUGUCUUCUGGAACCUACUAUUACGAGUGUAACAAGUGUGAGAUCUAUCUUGAUUUGGGUUGUGCACUUCACAAGAGCAUAACAACGGGUUGGGAAGCCAAAGAGAUGCUCCACUACAGCCAUGAACACCAGCUUAAAAGGUGUAGGCCAGGACCAGAUUCCAAAGGCUCUUGCCUUCUCUGUGAGCAACCUCUCUCUUUCACUGCAAUAUGUUAUGGUUGCGUUCACUGUUACUUGUUUUUUCACGAGCGUUGCCUUGAUCUUCCAACCGAGAUUCAACAUCCCCUGCAUCCUGUGCAUCCUCUCAAACGCCUUGAUUAUAUACAAACUUUUGACGGUCGGAAAUCUUGUAAUGCUUGUUAUGCCAAGUUUGUUGGUGUCCCAUUUGGUUGCUUAGAAUGUGGGUUUUACCUUCAUCUGAGAUGUGCAGAUGCCUUGUUGCGGGGUUUGUUGUAUAAGUCUCAUGAACACAGGCUGUUUUAUGUAGAACAUCCUGGUGGUCCCGUUUUUGAUAGAGUAAAAUACCCAUGUCUAAUAUGCCAGAAAUCUGUGCUCUUAAACAAAUUCUAUUAUUUAUGCGUCCAGUGUGAUUUGAGAUGUCAUACCGAGUGUCUUGUGAUACCUGAAUAUGUGAUCAAGAAAUCCUAUCACAUCCAUCAACUUAGACAUAAAAGAGUCGAAGCCGAGGACGAUUUUUUGGAGUAUUGUGGUGUUUGUGAGACUCUGGUAUAUUCAGAACAUCCUGCAUAUUCCUGUGAAGAAUGUGAUUUUCUCGGUCACACUGAAUGCAUUCUACGCGAGGAAGUGCCUUCCCCAUUGUACUUGAAAGAUCUGUACUCUUGCAGCAAAGACAACACAAGAUCCAAAAAUCUUACAAACCUUGAAAGCAGUGAAUCAGAAGAUAGGUUACUGGUUAAUAGCUACAAUCAUAUUCAUGUGAUGAGACUGGUCUACAUGAGUGAGCUUGGGGAAGAAAGAAAGUGCAACAUGUGUUAUACAGAGAUACAUGAUAAUCCUUGCAAAUGUGAGACAUGUAGCUUCCAAUCACAUGAUUUCUGUGCAGAGCUUGGGCGACCAUCAAGGCAUCAAUCUCAUUUGAACCAUUCUUUGACCCUUCUACCAUAUUCCCCUAGAAGGAUAAAAAGUACGUGUAAGUCCUGCAAACUUGAUAUAAGAGGGUUCAAUCUCUUCUGUCGUAUAUGCAAUUUUAUCAUCGACAUCAAUUGCGCUUUGAAAGACAAAAAAAUGCAUGGUGCAUUACACAUGGGUCAGAAAAUCAUUGGAACAUGGGACGACCGUGAGGAAGCAACAGAAGAGGAACAACUUCAAGACAUCUAUCUUAUGUACCUUGACAGUGAUCUCGUUGAUCUUUUAGUGUUGGCAACAGAAGAUCCUGUGGUCGAAGCCAAGGAUUUCUCUUAGUUUGGUUCUGCCUCCCUCGCUGAAACUGAAUACUGAAAAUUCCCUUAUCUGAGGUUAUGCCUCAACCUCUUCUCGUUUUCUUAUGUGUUUUUACAAUGGAAGGUGGCAUGUUCGAAGACUUGAGACUCUGAUGAGUCUUAGUUUGUUAUGUGUCCCUCUCUCAAAUGCAACUUCAGUGAACUAAAGUUAUGUUUCAGAA
Molecule: messenger RNA, 1946 nt
Organism: Arabidopsis arenosa
Lineage: Eukaryota; Viridiplantae; Streptophyta; Magnoliopsida; Brassicales; Brassicaceae
Source: the annotation of a GenBank genome assembly